AUGGUGUUCCAACCCCCCAUCAACGAGCCGCCGCUGCACAAGAUGGGGUACUUCCCCAACAUGACUAUGGCGCUGCCGUCCGAGUCGGGCGAGUUCCGGCGCGUGCUCUGGACCGGGCGGUAUUCGCAGGUGGUCAUCAUGACGGUGCCCGUGGGUGGAGACAUUGGCAACGAGGUCCACACGGUGGACCAGAUCUUCACUUUCACCUCGGGCACCAGCCUCGCACAGGUGGGUUCCGAUGAGCAGGCCGUCAAGGCAGGCGACAUGGUCAUUCACAAGGCCACCACGGUGCACAAGACCAAGUAG
Lasiosphaeria miniovina is the source of this 306-nucleotide messenger RNA. RefSeq lists its product as uncharacterized. The record is from RefSeq and is a predicted model, not a curated record. The transcript is spliced from 3 exons. Bases 1 to 306 code for a protein of 101 amino acids. NCBI's taxonomy places the organism in Eukaryota, Fungi, Ascomycota, Sordariomycetes, Sordariales, Lasiosphaeriaceae.